Oncorhynchus mykiss (rainbow trout) is the source of this 3292-nucleotide messenger RNA. The record is from RefSeq and is a predicted model, not a curated record. NCBI's taxonomy places the organism in Eukaryota, Metazoa, Chordata, Actinopteri, Salmoniformes, Salmonidae.
GGACUUGUAGUUUUUGACACACCGGCUCACCAGUAAGUGAAGCGACAACGACUCCUGUUAAUCACUACAAUUCCCAGCCUGCACCACAGUGGUUGGAGUUUGCGCAGUGAGUGGUCCUGUGUAGGCGAGCGGCGUGUCAGUGAACGGUCUGGUCAUCACCAUGGAUCCGGCCUGGCGUCAGCGGGGUCGUGGGCGUGGUCAGCCACAGGGUCAAGCGUCGCGACCUCAGAGAGAGAGGGCAGCAGCCCCGGCAGCAGAAUCCCCUAAGACUCCUAGUGGUGUGUGGGCUGGAGAUGGGAGGGGGAGAGGAGGAGAUGGGAGAGGGAAGAACGCUCCCACACAGCUACAGUCUGUUAACAGAGGGAAGAACAUGGCAGCACCUUCACAACACACUGCGUCGAGCCAAUCCAAGUUUGAGGAGAUCAGGAAGUCCAACCAGGCUGCUGCUCAGCGAUUGGUUCAGAGCCAGUACAGCUCCUCCUCAGACGAUGAUGUCGAUGAUAUAGUUGAUGAUGGUGGGAAGGUGGAGGGGAAGGAUGGUAAACGAGGGAAGAUUCUGGCCUCGACGCUCACCACCUACACGGACCAGACUGGUGGAGAUGUGACAGACCUAGAGAGAACUCGUCAGUACCUGAGUGAUGCGUUCCAGUCCGGUGCCAUCACCUGCCUUAUCUGUAUCGCCUCCGUCAAGAGAACCCAGGCUGUAUGGAGUUGUGCUGGUUGUUUCUGUCUGUUCCAUAUCCCCUGUAUUCAGAAGUGGGCUAAGGACUCUGUCUUUCUCCUCUCCUCUGUCACUGAUGAAGACUUUGGGAAGAAAGAUCACCCCUGGCCUUGUCCUAAAUGUCGUUAUGAGUACAGCCCCUCCCAGACCCCCAGUAGGUAUGUCUGUUACUGUGGGAAGGUACAGGAUCCUCCUCUGGACCCAUGGCUGUUACCUCACUCCUGUGGGCUGGUCUGUGACAGAGCCUUGAACCCAGCCUGUGGACACCGCUGUCUGCUGCUCUGUCAUCCAGGUCCCUGCCCACCUUGUCCUAAGAUGGUAUCAGUAAGCUGUAUGUGUUCUAAGGCCAUGCCCGUCCCGCGUCGCUGUAGCAACAAGCCCUGGAGCUGUCAGAAGACCUGUGGCAAGACACUGCCUUGUAAACAACACGCCUGUAACAACAGCUGUCACUCAGGUGUGUGUGAGCCGUGUCCGAGGGUCAGUGUCCAGAGGUGUGUCUGUGGACAGGAGGAGGCAGAGAGACAGUGUGCCAGCCCUGUGUGGCACUGUCAACAGCCGUGUGGUCGUCCUCUCUCCUGUGGUAAUCAUACAUGUGAGAGAAUGUGUCAUUCAGGUCUGUGUGGGGCGUGUCCUCGAUCUGGCAACAGAGCCUGUCCCUGCGGCAAGUCAAAGAGUUCUCUCCCCUGUACUGAGGAUGUCCCUACCUGUGGUGACACCUGUGACAAGGUGAUGGAAUGUGGCUUACACACCUGUUCCAUGAGGUGUCACAGAGGGGCCUGUGAAACCUGCAGACAGGAGGUAGAGAAGCAGUGUCGUUGUGGGAAGCACACACGUCUCAUGCCGUGUCAUAAGGAGUACCUUUGUGAGUCUAAAUGCCCCAACACCAGAGGCUGUUCACGGCAUCAGUGCAGGAGGAAGUGCUGCUCUGGUAACUGCCCACCAUGUGACCAGAGCUGUGGACGAUCGCUGGGCUGCCGAAACCACAAAUGUCCCUCCGUCUGUCACCAAGGCAGCUGCUAUCCCUGUCCAGAGACGGUGGAUGUGAAGUGUGUGUGUGAAUCCACCUCUCUGACUGUUCCCUGUGGGAGGGAGAGGAGUACCAAGCCCCCACGCUGUAAAGAACUGUGCAGGUCUCCCCCAUCCUGCCACCACCCCAGCAGAGAGACCCAUCGUUGUCACCCUGGUCCCUGCCCUCCCUGUCGCCAGGCCUGUCUCCUGGCCCUGAAACGAUGCCAACACCCCUGUCCCCAACCCUGCCACGACCAGGUUAUGGUGAAGACCAGCGACAGGGUCCUAGCAGGCCCGUGGGAGCAGUCGUCAGAACCUGCGUUUGUCCGUAAAGCUCUCCCCUGCCCGCCCUGCCUGGUCCCUAUACCCACGGCCUGUCUUGGAGAGCAUGAGGUGAGCCCGGUCCCAUGCCACCGUCGAGGGCCUUUCUCCUGUAAGCGUGUCUGUGGUCGAACUCUGACCUGUGGUAACCAUAGCUGCACCAAGGACUGUCACCGUGUCACCGCGACAACCAACAAACUACAGGCGGGUCCAGAGUGUGUGGUGUGUGAGGAGGGGUGUGUUAACCCUCGCCCCCCUGGCUGUCCCCACCCGUGCCUGUUGGCAUGCCACCCAGGGUCGUGCCCCCCCUGCCAACAGAUGACCCGACAACGCUGUCACUGCAAGAUCUCCCUGCUCUACAUCGACUGCCUGACGUUCAGAAGUGCGGAAGAUGAGACUAAAGCUGAUCUGGGGUCCUGUAAGAACCAAUGUCCUAAACAGUUGAGUUGUGGUCAUCAUUGUAAGGAUCUGUGUCACCCAGGACAUUGUGAGGAUAAAUGUUCCCACAGGGUCAAACUGAAGUGUCCCUGCAAGAGGAUUAAAAAGGAGCUGCUGUGUUAUAAAGCCAGACAGGACCAGACUGGUAUAUGUUAUUAAUACUGUAGUGUCUAUGUCAUGAUGUAGGAGCUGCUGUGUUAUAGAUCCAGACAGGACCAGACUGGUAUAUGUUAUUAAUACUGUAGUGUCUAUGUCAUGAUGUAGGAGCUGCUGUGUUAUAAAGCCAGACAGGACCAGACUGGUAUAUGUUAUUAAUACUGUAGUGUCUAUGUCAUGAUGUAGGAGCUGCUGUGUUAUAGAGCCAGACAGGACCAGACUGGUAUAUGUUAUUAAUACUGUAGUGUCUAUGUCAUGAUGUAGGAGCUGCUGUGUUAUAGAUCCAGACAGGACCAGACUGGUAUAUGUUAUUAAUACUGUAGUGUCUAUGUCAUGAUGUAGGAGCUGCUGUGUUAUAGAUCCAGACAGGACCAGACUGGUAUAUGUUAUUAAUACUGUAGUGUCUAUGUCAUGAUGUAGGAGCUGCUGUGUUAUAGAUCCAGACAGGACCAGACUGGUAUAUGUUAUUAAUACUGUAGUGUCUAUGUCAUGAUGUAGGAGCUGCUGUGUUAUAGAGCCAGACAGGACCAGACUGGUAUAUGUUAUUAAUACUGUAGUGUCUAUGUCAUGAUGUAGGAGCUGCUGUGUUAUAGAUCCAGACAGGACCAGACUGGUAUAUGUUAUUAAUACUGUAGUGUCUAUGUCAUG